AUGGGGGUGCGCCCAGCCGCCGCCCGAGCCAAGCCGCUAGCAGCAGCAACCCAGCCGCGCUGCGCGCCCUCCGCUUCCGCCAAAGCUUCCGCCAACUCUUCCGCUAACGCUUCCGCCAAAGCUUCCGCCAAAGCGUCCGCCGACGCUUCCGCGCGUGAAGCGGGGGGCGGGGCGGCCGGGGGUGUUGUCGGAAGUAGCGGUGCCGGUGCUCCGCGGACCGGCCAGUAUCAAGGCGCGCACCAGCAGUACCAGCAGCAGCAGCAGCAGCAGCAGCAGCAGCAGCAGCAGCCUCACCAGCAGUAUCCGCAGCAGCAGUAUUCUCCACAGCAGCAGCAGCAGCAGUACCAGCAGGGGGAGCAGGAGGAGCAGGAGGGGGAGCAGCAGCAGGAGGCAUGGCAAACCAUGGAAUGCGGCGUACCCGGCACCACGAGCUACCGAAUCAUGUUCUCCACACCAGACGGGCACAUCGUCUCCCCAUGGCAUGACCUCCCGCUCUUCUCCCCGGCCUCGCUCCUCCACUUCAUCUGCCAAACACCCCGAGACUCCGUCGUGGGAUUUGAUCUCGCGUGCUCAGAACCCAACACGCCGCUGCGCCUGAAAAGAGUCCUCCCCCGCACGUCCACCGUAGCGGCAAUGCUGCAGCAGAAGCCUUCCGCGGCGGGGCGUCUCGCCAAGCCGUUUGAAGUCCCCGCACCCUGCAACUGCGGCCUUCUGCCCCAGACCUGGGUGCUCAAACCCGGCGCUUCCGCCGCUGCCGCCGCCGCCGCCGCUGCCGCCGCUGCUGCCGGUGCUACCGGCGGGAUAGGGGACGGGACGGGAGUAACCGCGGCAAACCUAGGCGGGCAGCCAGUGCAAGUGGUAGAAAUAGGCACCAACCCGUCCUGGACCGGGGAGGUGUAUGAGGUGUGUCCGCUGGUGGCGAUUUGUGUGGCCGUGGGGCCGGGGCAGUGGGUGUGGACGCUGGUGACUGUAGCGGCGGAUGAUCCCGAGGCUGCGGAGGUGUGUGAUUAUAUGAGCAAGGCGAGCUUGGAGACUCUGGAGGAGACGCUUGCGGGGAUUCGCGAGUGGUUGGAGGCGUUUUACCACCACCAGCCAGGUGCGGUGCGGUACAGUGCGGUGUGUGCUGCUGCUGCUGCUGCUGCUGCUGCUGCUGCUGCUGCUGCUGCUGCUGCUGCUGCUGCUGCUUCGGCCCGUCGUUAUUCCAUGCCGCAUACCUCCCGACUGAGCACGCCCCUACCCCCAGCAGCGAGCAGCAUAGAGCGAGUGGUGGACACCAAAACAGCCGCGGAAUUCGUGUCUGAGGCGCAUUCCGCCUGGCAGGCCAAGUUCCUCUCACCCCAGACCCUCCCCCACGCGCCCAACCUCCCCCACGCGCCCCUCCCCGCGCCCCCCAUCUCCCCCAUGGGGUAUGGCGGGGCGGGGGCGGCUGGGGGAGCGCCGUUUAGCCCGUAUGGGCGCGGGCAGGGCGCGGGGGGAGGGGGAGGCGGAGGGGGAGGGUUUGUGUUGCCUAGUCCGGGAGCAUAUGGGCGGGGGGGAGGGGGAGGGGGAGGGAUGGGGGGAAACUGGCAGCAACAGCAGAUGAUGAUGCAUGGGGGGGGGAUGCACGGGGGGAAUGCGCAUGGGGGGAACAUUCAUGCGGGGGGAAUGCAUGGAGGGGGAAUGCAUGGGGGUGGGAUGCAUAUGGGCAUGGGUAUGCAACAGCAGCAACAGUACAUGCAGCAAUACGGGGGAAUGGGGAGGGGGAUGGGCGCAGGGGGGAGUUGGGGGAGAGGGUAUGGGGGAGGAAGCGGGGGAAUGGGGGAAUACGGGGAGUAUGGGGGGCAAUACGGGGAGCAAGGGGGGUAUAUGGAUCAGCAGGGGGGGUAUGGGGGAGAGUAUGCAGAGCAAGGGGGGUAUGGGGGACAGUAUGGGGGGGAGAUGGGGGGAGAUGCGUAUGGGGAGGAGAUGGGGGGGUGGGAAGGCGGAUAUGGGUAUGGGGAGGGGGACUAUGGCGGACAGAUGGGCGCAGGGGGGGGGAUGGGGGGCGGAUAUGGUGGAAUGGGGGGAAUGGGGGGGAUGGGGAGAGGAAGGGGGAUGGGGCAUAUGGGGGGGAUGCAAACACCACAGCAGCAGCAGCAGCAGCAGCAGGGGUAUGAGUAUGAAGGGGGGGAGUAUGGGGGAAUGGGGAUGGGGAGGGGGAUGGGCAGAGGCGGGGGGAAGGCCAUGGGGGGAAGAGGGAGAGCGUAUGGGCGGGGCAUGGGCGCACAGGGGAUGGAGGGGAGGGGGAGGGGAUGGAACAACCAGGGGGGAAUGCAAGGGGGAGUGGGGAGGGGGCGGGGCAAUGGCAUGAUGAGGCGGAGCAAUACCACUGGGGCGGCAGGGCUGAGGGGGGAUGGGGGGGGCGGAGAUGGGGAAGGGGAGUUUGGGGAGGGGGCAGGGGGAGGGGGAAGGGGGUUGGGGCGGGGGGGAAUGAUGAGGCCUGGGGCAAUCACUCGGUCGAACACCGCUGGGGGGAGAAUGGAAAUGGAAGGGCCCUAUGGGGAUACAGAGCAUUCAGGCAUGGGCAUGGGCAUGGGGAUGGGGAUGGGGAUGGGGAUGGGGAUGGGGAUGGGGAUGGGGAUGGGGAUGGGGAUGGGGAUGGGGAUGGGGAUGGGGAUGGAAGGGGAGGGGUUGGAAGGGGAGGAAGGGGAGGAAGGGGAGGAUAUGGGGUGGGAGCAAGGGGAAGAGUAUGGUGGGGAAUUUGGUGGGGGAAAUGGGGGCCCCGCAGUGGGCGGGGGAAUGGGGGGGAUGGGGGGAACCGGGGGGAUGGGGGGAGCAGGGGGGGCGGGGGGAGUGGAGUUGAAGCGAAAGAGCUCCCUGAGAAGAAAGCCGGCAGGGGGGAAUGGGGAAGGGGCGGAGGGGGAAGGAGGCGAGGCGAGACCAAAGAGAAGCGUUCGUUUUAACCAAGUGGUGCGAGUGAAAGUGAUCCGGAACCUGAAGGGACGCACAGAGGAGGAGGAGGAUGAGGACGAGGAUGAUGGGGAGGAGGAAGGGGAGGAGGGGGAGGAAGGGGAGGAGGGGGAGGAGGGGGAGGAGGGAGAGGGAGAGGAGGGAGCGGAAGUGGAAGGGGAGGUGGAUGGGGAAGGGGAAGAGGAAGAAGAAGGGGAAGGGGAAGAAAUUUCAGAGAAGGAAAGCCAGUCUUAUUCGGAGGGGAUCAGGGGUGGGGAGGGAAAAAGGAAAGGGAAGGGGAAAGAAAAGGGGAAAGAAAAGGGGAAAGGGAUGGGGAAAGGCAGCGUUUCUGGUAUGUUGGGGCGCGCUGUUUGGAAGAAAGGGGCGGUGGAGGAUGAAGAGGACGAGGAGGAAGAUGAUGGGCGGAAGGAGGAGGAGGAGGAGGAGGAGGAGGAGAAUGAAGAGGAGGAGGAGGCGAGAGAUGGGGUUGCUGGUGGGAGGGAUGGGGCAGCAGGAGCAGCAGCAGCGAUGGGUUUCCCUAUGAGCAACAGUACAGGGCAUAGCCCCCCUAGGUUACCCCGAGCCAAAGCAGCAGGUUCGGCAGCAGGGCUUUCCUCUCGCGGCCGGCAUGGUUUGGCUCGUAGCGGAGGGACAGUGGCAGAGGCGGAAGCUCAGCUAAGGGAGAUGAGACUGGGAGGGAGUGGGGGAGAGUGGGGAGGGGAGGAAAGGGGGGAUCUGGGAGGUGGGUUUGAGAACUCUCCUUCUGCUGUCAAUGGGGAGGAGAGAGGAGGGGAAGAUAGAGGGGGAGAAGGCAGAGGUAGGAAGCUCGGACUAGGACCAGCAGCAGGAGGAGCAGCGGCAGGGGAGGCAGUAGCAGCACCCGUGAGACGCUUGCGGAGGUCGAAAGGUGGGGACAGCAGCAGCAGCGGCGGGAGCGGGCAGAUCUCCCAUUUGAUUGCUGGUGUCUCUAGCAAUAGCAGCAGCAGCAGCAGUGCUGCCAGCAGCCCUUUGGAAGGGCAGGGAGGAGGUGCAGCAGAUGCAGCAGCUGAUGCAGUGGAAGCAGGAGGAGGAGCAGAGGGGGUCACAGAAGGGGAGGGAAGCAGAGAGGCAGCAGCAGGAGAGUCGGCACUGAAGCGAGGGGGGAAAGGGAAGGCCGGCAAGGUCAAUCGACAACCUUCUUUAGGUGGGCAGGGGGAUGGGACGGGUGCUGCUGCUGCUGGUGCUAGUGUAGCAACAGGAGCAGGGGCAGCGGCAGGAGCAGCAGCAAGUGGAGUAGCAGAGGGGGUGUCAUCGCUCCCCCCUGCGGGUGCAGCUGGGGGUGUAAAGAAGAGGAUAGUACGACGGUCCUCCCUAGGUAGUGGAAACUUUGCCGAUGCUCUUGCUUCACCUUCUACUGCUGCUGGUGCUGCUGCUGUAGCAGAUGGGGCCGGGAAUGAGAGCGCUGCAGAUGGGGAGAGCAGGGAGGGUAAGCCUGCGAGAGUGCAGCGAACGGGUAGUGGGAAGGUGAGGAAGAAACAGGGGUCUAUCGGCGGGGCUAGUGACUGGUCAAGCGCAGAUGAAGGGUCUGGUGGUGCUGGUGCUGGUGGCGCUGGUGCUGGUGGUGCUGGUGGUAAGGAUAAGCCAGUGAGGAAACUGAGGAGAGGUAAAGGGUCGUUGGGUAGUGGCAGUAGCAUCGACUUGAGUGGAGCCUUGGGUGGGAGUGGGUAUGGCAGUGAUUCAGGAUCGAGCGUAGCAGGGCUAGAAGGAGCAGGAGGAGUGAGUGGAGGAGGAGCAGGAGGAGGAGGAGGAACGGGAACACCUUCGAAGCCCCGUCUUCGAAAGACCCCGUCUGCUUCUCGUGCCGCUCUUGCAGCAGCGUGUGACGCGCCUCUCCCGCCCCCGCACAGCCAUAGCAAUUCACUUAACCCCGCUUCUACUCCCCCGCCCGCACAUGGAAGUGGGGGGGCGGGAGGAGAGGAGGAGGGAAGAGGGAAGGAAGGAAAAGUAGUAAAGAAGCUGACUAGAAGGCUGUCUGGAGGGAUAGGCAGUGGUGGUGGGAGUGGGAGUGGGAGUGGGAGUGGCAGUGCUGCUGGUAGCAGUCGUGGGAGCAGCAGUGGAUUGAGAGGAAAGAGCAAGAUAAGCAGAGCAGAAGGCGUGUCGGCAUUGCUGCUGGAAGAAGCAUGGGAUGGAACACAGGGGGUUGGGGGAGAUGAGGAGUGGGUGGAAGCUUAG
Molecule: messenger RNA, 5118 nt
Organism: Closterium sp. Naga37s-1
Lineage: Eukaryota; Viridiplantae; Streptophyta; Zygnematophyceae; Desmidiales; Closteriaceae
Source: the annotation of a GenBank genome assembly